This is a messenger RNA of Westerdykella ornata, 1048 nucleotides long. Its product is annotated as glycoside hydrolase. The coding region runs from base 99 to 824 and encodes 241 amino acids. NCBI's taxonomy places the organism in Eukaryota, Fungi, Ascomycota, Dothideomycetes, Pleosporales, Sporormiaceae. The record is from RefSeq and is a predicted model, not a curated record. The transcript is spliced from 7 exons.
ACAAUACUGGAUAGGAGAUUGAAGCUGCCUCUCUUAUAGAGCGGUCCGUCAUUCGAACAUUGGAGCUUCUCUAGUUGUGUCUCUGAAGUCAACUCAACAUGAAGUGCCUCCUUGUCACGUGCUCACUCCUUGCAAGCGCUUCGGCGCAUACGAUUUUUACGCAGCUCUGGGUAAAUGGUGUUCCGCAGGGUCAUACCAAGGGUAUCCGAGUUCCCACCUAUGACGGGCCGAUUACUGACGUUGACUCCAAUGAUGUUAUCUGCAAUGGAGGCCCGAACCCGCUCCGACAACCCCUACCCAAAGACAUAAUCAACGUCACUGCGGGCGAUAAGCUCACCGCGGAAUGGCAUCAUACCUUGGAUAGCGCGGGCACAAACGAUCCCGCCGACCCAAUCGACAAAGGCCAUCUGGGCCCCGUUAUGGUCUAUCUUGCUAAGGUAGAAAAUGCGUUGACCACGCAGGUAACGGGUCUGAAGUGGUUCAAGAUCUAUGAGGAUGGCAUGGACAGCGACGGGGAGUGGGCAGUGACCAGACUGUACAACAACAAAGGCAAGGUGGACUUUACGCUGCCCUCCUGCAUUCAACCCGGCCAGUACCUAUUGAGGGCCGAGAUCAUCGCUUUGCACGGCGCCGGAAACUACCCGGGAGCUCAACUCUACAUGGAAUGUGCUCAAUUGAACGUGUCCGGAGGUGGAAACGCAAACCCGCCAACGGUCAGCUUCCCCGGAGCAUAUAAGGGUUCUGAUCCCGGAAUCAAGUUCCAACUGUAUUGGCCAAAACCGACCUCAUACACCAUUCCUGGCCCAAGGCCCUUCAAAUGUUAGUUACUUGUAGCAAAGGAGAUCGGACAAUGUUCGGGUUCCAAUUGUAAGGAGGCGAUCCCUGUGGCAUGGAUGUGGCAUCUGAAUGGGCCUCGCCUCGAACCCCACACAUAGAUCUGUCACCUACAAUGUAUAGACAACAUAAUGGAAAUGCAUGGUCCGCUCUUUUCCCCAGCUGUGCACUCCAUCGCUUAUGCAAUAUCAAAGAGUGGCGGAGCCCCACAUCA